CAUCUCUCCACCUUGAUCACAAGACUUGAUCCGGAGCUGUUAUACGAUCCGGAAAGAUAAUGCUCACGAGUAACAAUUGAAGGCCGCUUCACUUCUACCUCACCCCUAUCAACACCGAAUCCGCAAGGCGGUGGACGACCACCUCCGCGAGCUCCUCCCUCCGCCUACCUACAGCAGCGCGAUCGCAUAAAUCAACCUCACGCCGUCUCGCAUCAGUAUAAGCCCUCCAAAAUGGCCUCACCAUCGCAUCCAUCCAACCCCGUCCCAACAUCAACAACAAACCACCCGAUGACGCCCCCAGCAGACCACCCGCAAUCCACCCCGAGCGCGCCCAACAUGAACACGACCACUACCACGACAAACACCACCACCACCAGCAACCCAACGAACCCCAACCCGAACGCAAACACAACCUCAACACCCUUACCACCGAAUCAACCAACACAAAUCCCCUCGACCUCACUAAAAGACACGGGCAAAUCGCGGCGGCCGCGCGACGUGCGCCUGAUCCACAUGCUGCUUGCCAGCCUGGGCGUGACAGCGUACCAGGAGCGGGUGCCGCUGCAGCUACUGGAUUUCGCAUACCGGUACACGUCGAGCGUGCUGCAGGACGCCGUGCAUCUGGCGACGGAGGGGUACGCGGGCGCGACGACGGACGCCGGCGCGGCGGCCCGCGGCCCGCUCGAGGUCAACAGCGUCAGUCUGCCGGCGCUGCGGCUCAGUAUUGCUUCCCGUCUGCAUUACCAGUUCCAGCCUGGUCUGCCGAAGGAGUUUCUGAUGGAUGUCGCGGCUGAGCGUAACCGUGUUGCGCUGCCGGGUGCGAGCCGUGGCUUUGAUCAGCAGGGGAACUCUAAGGUCGUGGCCGGUAGCCAGGGGAGUGUUUUGCUCGGUGGGAUGCGGUUGCCGCCUGAGAGGUUUUGUCUGACGGGCAAUGGGUGGAAUAUGCGCGAGGAGUGGGAGAGUGAGGGUGAGGAGGAGGAAGAGGUCGAGGUGCAGCCGGAUUUCGGGGGCGAUGGGGCUGGUAGGGAGAAUGGGGUUGUGCCGAAGAGGGAGGAUGGAGAUGAGGGUGAGGAUGAUGAGGAUGAGGAUGGGAAGAUGGAGGAUGUGUUUGGCGAGGAUACGGCCAUGGGCGAGGGCGACGAGGAUGGCGAUAAGGAUAUGACGGAUGUUUAGGUCGAUUGCUGGGCGUUUUAAGGCGCAUCGGCGUGGGGGAAAUAGUAUACAUAUUACCAGGGAAUCUUGAAUAGGGGAGAAGACUGCAG
Molecule: messenger RNA, 1262 nt
Organism: Aspergillus homomorphus CBS 101889
Lineage: Eukaryota; Fungi; Ascomycota; Eurotiomycetes; Eurotiales; Aspergillaceae
Product: putative transcription initiation factor TFIID, 31kD subunit
Exons: 1
Coding region: 232-1173 (313 amino acids)
Biological process (GO): RNA polymerase II preinitiation complex assembly; DNA-templated transcription initiation
Cellular component (GO): SAGA complex; transcription factor TFIID complex
Molecular function (GO): protein heterodimerization activity; transcription coactivator activity; RNA polymerase II general transcription initiation factor activity
Source: RefSeq, a predicted model, not a curated record